UUGGCUAUGGCAGAGGCAUAGAGGCGACGAGAACUGGCGUGGAAAGGAGUGAGGAGAGUUGUUAUCGAAGAACAGGGAGAAGAGACGGAGGGAAAGAGCGGACCAAGGGGGUGUGUGUGACAGUGAAUGUGAGGUUCAAAAACAAGGAGCACUACACGGCGUGAAUGAGACAGCCAAACUGGCGGAUUUCAACAUGGCAUCCGGAGAUACGCUGUACAUUGAGACAGACGGCUCGGAGAUGCCUGCCGAGAUCGUGGAGCUGCACGAAAUAGAAGUGGAGACGAUACCGGUGGAGACUAUCGAGACCACGGUGGUCGGCGGGGAUGACGACGACGACGACGACGACGGGCAGCCUAUGAUUGCGCUGCAGCCGCUGGUCACGGACGACCCCAGCUCGAUCCACCACCACCAGGAGGUUAUCCUGGUCCAGACCCGGGAGGAGGUGGUCGGCGGCGACGACUCGGACCUGCACACGGACGGCGGGGGCGGAUUCGAGGAUCAGAUCCUCAUCCCGGUGCCGGCUCCCGGGGUCGAGGACGAAUACAUCGAGCAGACUUUAGUGACUGUGGCCGGGAAGAGCUCGGUGGGUCGGGUGAAGCGAGCAGGCGGCGCUGGGGGCAAGAAAGCGGGCAAAAAGAGCUAUUUAAGCGGCGCCGAGGCUGGUGGGAGAAAAUGGGAACAGAAGCAGGUGCAAAUAAAGACUCUGGAGGGAGAAUUUUCUGUUACAAUGUGGGCAUCGGAUGACAAUAAAGACAUCGACCACGAGUCGGUGGUGGAGGAGCAGAUCGUCGGGGACAACUCUCCCCCGGACUACUCCGAGUACAUGACGGGGAAGAAGCUGCCCCCUGGUGGCAUCCCGGGGAUCGACCUCUCCGACCCCAAACAGCUGGCUGAGUUCGCCAGAAUGAAGCCCAGGAAGGUGAAAGAAGACGAUGCUCCCCGGACGAUAGCCUGUCCUCAUAAAGGCUGCACGAAGAUGUUCAGGGAUAACUCGGCCAUGAGGAAGCACCUGCAUACCCACGGGCCCCGCGUGCACGUCUGCGCAGAGUGCGGCAAGGCGUUCGUCGAGAGCUCCAAGCUCAAGCGGCACCAGCUCGUCCACACGGGGGAGAAGCCCUUUCAGUGUACCUUUGAAGGCUGCGGGAAGAGGUUUUCUCUGGACUUCAACCUGCGUACACACGUGAGGAUCCACACUGGCGACCGGCCCUACGUGUGCCCGUUCGACGGCUGCAAUAAGAAAUUCGCCCAGUCCACCAACCUGAAGUCUCACAUUCUCACACACGCGAAAGCCAAAAACAACCAAUGAGAACCCGCUUGUCAGCAUCGGGGGGGGAGGCCACGAAAAGGCGGAAAACAACCUCCUUUGAAGACGUGAUGGGGAAAAACCUUGAGACUUGUUGAUUUCUUAAAAAAAAAGAAGAAAAAAAAAGAAACGGUCUGACAGCUUAAAAGACAUAAAACACUGAAAUUUAGUUGUUUUUAUUUUUCCUCUCCAAUGCCCCCGUUUUUCCCCUGCCGUCAUGUUGGAUGAGACAACACAGUGAAGACCCGGCCAUCUGUUACUCUAUUGGCACUUUGCUACCAGAAGAUGGAACCCAAGGACAAACGUCAGAGAUUUAUUUUUACCCGAGAGGUCAGAGAGACAGCGGUAUAUAUUAGUACUGUUAUUUUGUCGCGUUCCUUUCAUUUCCCUCCCAAGUGUGCAUAUUGUACACUCGUCUCAGGCUGUGUUUAGUAAAAAAACGUUUUAUUUUUUCUCCACCGUUGUUUUUCCUGCAUCAUAACGCCACACGUGUGACACAGAGAGGCACCCUCGACCUCAAUCCACCUCGGGGGUCUUUAAAAAUUGACUGUAUGUUUGCAUUUCCACACCGUCUUUGGUUGUACUUUUCUCUAGCCACAAAAUAACCGUGUAUACUUGUAUUGUAUGGCUGUAUUAAAAUUAAGUAGACAUAGAUAGAGGUGUGAUUUAAAGUGUUAACCGAUUAAACUUAGUCAUGAGUUGCUUUAUAUUUUAUAUUAACUGUCUUAACACAGAUGAAUGGGGGUAAUAUAAUCGUACUCGGCGGCGGGCGGGCGGGCGGUCACGGCUGAAGGGUCUGACGUGUACAAGGGGUAGACUGCGAGACCAUCACUUCUUUGUUAGAAUGUAAUGUACAGAAGUCAACCAUUAUCUUCCUUUUUGUUGGUAUUUAUACCCAUGUAUUUCAACUGCCCACAAUAAAAUGGGUCAUUCCAACUCUGUCAAACUAAA
This is a messenger RNA of Fundulus heteroclitus (mummichog), 2254 nucleotides long. It is a transcript of the gene yy1b, whose product is annotated as YY1 transcription factor b. Gene Ontology annotation, biological process: regulation of transcription by RNA polymerase II. The record is from RefSeq and is a predicted model, not a curated record. Gene Ontology annotation, molecular function: DNA-binding transcription factor activity, RNA polymerase II-specific; RNA polymerase II cis-regulatory region sequence-specific DNA binding. The transcript is spliced from 5 exons. Lineage: Eukaryota; Metazoa; Chordata; Actinopteri; Cyprinodontiformes; Fundulidae. The coding region runs from base 194 to 1306 and encodes 370 amino acids. Gene Ontology annotation, cellular component: transcription regulator complex; PcG protein complex.